AUGUUAUUUAGAUAGAAGGAGAAGAUAUAAGAUGUAGGAAAACAUAAUUUUCGUGAUUUUUAUAGAAUGGAGCAUGAUGCCUAAACUAAAACAGUUAAAAUGAUGCCUAGUGUUUAGUCUAGUUUAUCAAGAUCAAUGAAGUAAUAUUAUACUUCAAUUUAAUUAGUUAACCUCUAAUAGAAGAGAACUAGAGUUCAUUAUCUGGAAGUAGUUGGGAUGCUAAGCACUUAGAUACCUUUCUAAAAUAGAGCAAAUACUCUAGUCUAUAAUAAACUUAAGAACUUGAUAACUAAGCAGUUUUUGUUGGAAGUGGUUAGAAUUAGAGUUUCUUUUUUCGUAGAUAACAACCUAGAAUUAUACCAGAAUAUAUUGAUUACUUGAACAUGAGCAAAAUUAAUCAUAUUGUUUCUGAUCAUCCUAUCAAUCAUUCAUAAGAAGUUAUAAAAAAAAGAUUACAAUUACCAGAAAAAAACUAUGAUGAACAAAAUCUUGCCUUAUCAUAAAUUAUAACACUUAAAAAACCAUCUGGUUAUUUAGCUGAACUUAAACAAACAUAAGAAUAACAAAAAAAGUAAAUUAAUCAUCAUAUUAAAGAUUUCAUUAAUGGAGAGAAGAAUUUAGUGAAGCCAAUAAAGCUUAUAGAAAAAUUAGAUAAGCUUAUAAGUAUGAGUAUUUUUAAUAUUAGAUCAGGAAUCAUUGGUAUUGAUAAUCCAACUAUUCUAAAUUCAGAAUUGUACAAAGAGGAACAUCAAAAAUAUCAAUAAAAACAAGAAAAUCGAAUUAUUCAUUCUAUUAAAAGAUAUUAAUGUAUUAAAAUAUUAUAUAUUGAGCUUUGGAAAAAUAUUCAAGUGCUAAUCCUAACAUUGAAUUUGAUAAUAGAAAAUAUGAUGAUUCUCUAAAUUAAAUAAAUCAAACUAGAAAAUUAGGUCAAUACCCUGUUUAAACCUUUGAAAUGGAUUCUAAAUGGAUGCACAAAAGAACCAUUAAUCCUUGCUAAAAUACAUAAUAAAGAUUAUUUGGUGCAGUAGAUAGAAUUAGUAGAGCAGCAUCUCUUAGAGCUGAAAAUAUCAAAAACCAAGAACUUAGAGGAAGAGAUUAUAAUUGCAUUUGUUUAACAAAGGUUUGA
Molecule: messenger RNA, 1126 nt
Organism: Paramecium sonneborni
Lineage: Eukaryota; Ciliophora; Oligohymenophorea; Peniculida; Parameciidae
Source: the annotation of a GenBank genome assembly